This is a messenger RNA of Dovyalis caffra, 585 nucleotides long. The record is from the annotation of a GenBank genome assembly. NCBI's taxonomy places the organism in Eukaryota, Viridiplantae, Streptophyta, Magnoliopsida, Malpighiales, Salicaceae.
AUGGAAAGUGUUGUCGAGGACAACUCAUGGGAUAUCGAAACCAUGCUUCUUUGUUUUGCUGACGAUGAUGACAAUGAUUCGAUAUCUUCUUCUGAACAAGUACCAGAGGAUGUUUUUUCCUUAACCGAAAUAUUCACUGAAAGCCUAGUGGAGAAUGAGAUGAACGACAGGAACAAGAACAAGAAUGCGUUGAAUUUGUCAAGUUCGUUGGGGAAGAGAAAAGAAAGGAGAGAAAACAAUGUGGGUGAAGUUGUUGAUGAAGUGAUGGCAGCUUUGGAUGAUAAACAAGCUAGAUUAUCGGCAGUUAUUCAAACGCUGAACGCUGGGCUAGAAGAAGGUGGAGAAUUAGAUCAAGAGUUUUUGUCUCUUGAUGAUCAUGAAGGAAAUCUUGGGUUUGACAGGGAUUCAUCUCAUCAGACGGGUAUUCUAGAGGAUAAAUCUAUUGAAAUUCCAGACUUGGAGGACGGGCUCAGUUACGAGGAGAUGCUGGAAAUCUUAUGCAGUAAUGACGAUGAAGGAGACAUGUCUAUUGAUGAAUUUCUACUGCUACUUACCGACAUCAGAAGGUUUGAGGGACAUGAUUGA